AAUUUUCUUUUUAGUCGUCUUUCAAUUUUUCUAUGAAGAGGAGACGUGUGUUUAAGUUUGCGCUUAAAAAAAAGAAAAAUCUUUUUUGGAGUUUUUUAAUUAAUUUCUUUUAGUUCGUUAUUUUACGUUUAUAAUACAUAUAAAACUAAAACAAUAACUAAAUAAACUACUGCAUUUGUAAGAAACUAAAAUUGAAACGUUAAAAUAAUCAUUAAACGAACAUUUGGUAACGCUUGAAUAGCCAUACGGUAUUAGUUUAACUCCACGUGAAAGUGGGAGCCAGCUAUUUAUCUACGCCUCACGAAUAUAGAAAAGAAAAUUUUCUCACAUUAGCAUUAUUUUUUGUUGCUUAUAACACUUCCAUAUAUUUUCUUUUUAUUUGGCAUAAAUUUUCGUUAAAAACGAAAAGUUUAGUUAAAUGCUUUUGUAACUUAAAAGACUGAAUUAAUUAAAUUAAAAUAAAAAAAGAAAACAAAGAUAUUAAUUUAUAAAGAAGUAAAAAUAAUCCACGACGACAUUUUUUUUCUUUGACUUAAAAAGUGAAUGAUGAAUAAUUAGCACAGAUAAAAAAUAAAAUAAAACACAAGAAAAUGAACAGAAAAUACAACCAAAGCAAAGUGUAUAAAAAAUAUUAAAGUGCAAAAACAACAAUCAGAAAACAAAAAGAAGAACUAAUAAAAAGACACAAACAAACAUACACAGCUGUUCCAUAAUAUACUGCCCAAAUUGAUGAAAAAUGCGUGCAUGUGUGUGAGUGGUUUAAAAAAAUAGAGGAAAACAGAUUAAAGAAAUUCCUGCAUAAUUAUUCAAUAAUUAAUAUAUAUUACGGAAAAACAAAAAAUAAAAUACUUUAAAAAAAAUCUAACAGAAAAUUCCUAAAACAUAUACUGCAAUUCUUAAUCAAAACAAUUUAAUUGAAAAUUUUGGUGAAAAGAUUUGUGGAUAAAAUAAAACUAGAAGAAAAAAAAACAGCAACAAAGCAAAAAAAAAAAGCUAAAUUAAUUUCGUGACAAGUGUUUUAAACCAAGAAAGAGUUUUUUGUAAUUAAAAGGCGUAAAUCAUCAGACUUUUUGCAAAUACAUAGUUGAAAAGAAAUCAACGAAAAGAAAAAUUCAACUUUUUAUAGACGUUGCAGUUAAGGAGGGGCCACAUUGAAGAAUAUCAUCAUCAUCAUCGCCUGUUUAUAGUUUCAUUUCGAUUGAGUUUUUUUUUAUUAUAAAUUUAUCUCUUCUUUUACUCGAUUUUUUGUCUUCGCUUAAGCUGAGAAAAUUAGCGGACGCAGCAUAAAAAGUCGAAUAAAAAAAAACCUCAUUUAAACAGCUAAAGAAGUGGUGUGAAGAAACGGAGGAAAAAAGUAAAAUCGCAAAAUUUGCAAAAACGGUACCAACCAACAAAAUUAAAUUACCACAUAAUUACUCGUGGCAGAGUAUUAUACAGCAAAUCAUUUCGAUACUAAAGAAAUGCUAAUAAAUUGAUUUUGAAAUAAAAAAAACUCCCAUUUUGUUAGAAAAAAAUAAAAAGCCACAGAACAAAAAAUAACUUAGAAAUAUGAACACCUCUCAGGGUUCAACUGCAACGUCGUCUGGUACGACGACGACAACGACGACAUCACAACAAUCUCUGACGAACGGCAGUAGUAGUGCUACCACAAGCGCAGGCGGCAACAAUGAACGCAAACGUCUCUUUAUUACACACGUCGACUCUCUGGGACCAUACCUCAAGAUCAGUGGUCACCUUAAUCCCGAUGCUAUGGGUGUUGUGCGUAGCCAAGUUCAAAAGCUAUUAACCACAUGCUAUACUAUUGAUUCAUCAUGGCCAGUAGCACGUCAGCUGGCUCUACUGUUACCCGGUGCCAUGUGUCUAUACAAACGCAUCAAUGGUGCUGCUCCGGCAGAUUUUGAAUUUGUACGAUCACGCAUUUUAAAAGUUGUUGCCGCCCCAUCAAGUGCUCCCCCCACGACAACGCCAAAAGUAGAUAUCGAAAUCAUAGAUUAUGGUCAUACUGCAACCGUGGCCAGUGUUGAGUUAUUAUUUCCACAAAAUCCUGAACAAUUGGUAAAUAUCCCAACUAUGUGCUCUCAAUAUAUAGUUUUGGGUAUUUGUGAAGAUUGGAAGAAAUCUCAACUUGAUGAAAUAUUACGGAUGAUAGCACAUCAUUCCGUAGAGAUUUCCAUUAUAAAGGAAUUUAAUCAAUUUAAAUUUAUAACAAUGAAAUGGAAAGAAUUUAAUAUUGCUGAAUUUCUGAUACAUCAGAAGAAAAUGGGUGCACCCAUAGCAAAUGAUUUGUUGUUUGAGAAAUUUUCAAAAAUACUCAAACAACAGCAGCAACAACAAGCUGCAUUAAAUAAUAACAAUAUGCCUACUCCCAAUAUGAAUAAUAACAAUAAUAAUCAAAAUAAAAAUAAUAAUAACAACAACAAUAAUAAUUACUAUAAUAAAAAUCAUAAUCCACCACCACCAUCAUCGACAUCGUCCGCCAUCAAUACAAAUUCAAAUAACAAUGUUGUGGCAGUGGCACAAGCAGCAGCCAAAGCUGUUUCUGCUGUUUCAAUGGCUGCUCCACAUCAAACAUCAACAGCAACAACAACAUCAGGUGCUACAAAUAAUCAAUUGCGUGAACAAAUGGCUGCUAGACGUUCUUUAUCAGCACGUUUGCAACAAUUGCAACAUCCACAGCUACAUCAACAACUGCAUAUGCGUCCAAAUGUAGGGCAUAUGGCUUCAGCUGGUCAAAGUGGUGGUCAUCAUAUGAUACUUACUGCACCCGUUCAACCACGUAUGCCCCAAUCAAUUGGCAAUCUUCGAUCAAUGAUGCAAGGUAUUCAUUUACAAAAUAAUCGCAUUCCCUAUACUGGUCUCCAUUAUCAACCACAACCACAUAACCCGCAACACCCGCAUCAUCAUCAUCAUCAACAACCACCUCCACCAUUACCCACUGCCGCUGGCAUGUCUGCAACAGCAGGUUCCUAUAACGGUUUACCCGGUGUUAUGCCGACAACAGUGCCAAUCUUUAAUAACUUCAAUCCGCGCUAUCAAAGACCACCACCACCCACACAAUUAAGUGCCAUGAAUAUGCCACAGCCACAAACACCACUCUCACCGCCUAGACGUACCACACCAGCCACUUUCAAGUCAAAUACUCUGUCUGUUGGCCAGGUGUACGAUGUGAGCGUGAGCUUUGUAGAGAAUGGACCAUUUUUAUUUUCCGUCCAGCUGGUAACUUAUCAAGAUGACCUGACCGAUAUGAUGAAUCAAAUUGAGAAGGUACAUUUGAAACAGUUCAGCGAGAAACCCAUGUUGGGAACAGCUUGUAUAGCACGUUACAGUGAAGAUGGCCAACUCUAUAGAGCUCUCAUAACGGGUGUACAGCCGACAGCUUGUAAAGUGGCCUACAUAGAUUACGGCAAUGCCGAGUUGGUUCAUUUCCGAGAUUUAUAUGAAAUACCCGACGAAUUUAUUAAAUUUAAAGCCUUUGCCAUACGUUUCACUUUGUCCGGUCACAAAGAAUUGGAACCCAUUGACGAUAGCUUGAAGAAGGCCUUCAAAGACUUGGUCAUUUAUAAGAAUUGUAAACUAAAAGUUAUGCCCUUGGAGGGCCCUCCUCUGGUGCAGUAUUGUGAAUUGUAUUUGCAAGAAAAGAAUAUUUUGCAUGUCUUAAAGCAAAUCCAGAAAACCCGUUUGGUUUAUGCCAAAGCUGAGGCUUUGCGCAACAACGAUAUAGUGGAAAUUCGUUACAUUGAUUCGCCCAAAAAUUUCUAUGUGCAAAAGGUCGAUAAUAUUCCCGCUUUCGAAAAGCUUAUGGACGAUAUGUUUUUGUACUACAACAAAAAUCAAAAUGUACCCAAUCAUUUGGCUCUGGGCGCACCCUGUAUUGUCAAAUACGACAAUGAAUGGUACAGAGCUGAGGUUAUGCGUGCCGAUUCCACCGCAAUUAUAGUGAGACAUGUCGAUUUUGGCUACGAACAAAAGGUAACGAAAAAUCUUCUGAGUACCAUAGCAGAAAAACAUUUGAAAUUGCCGCGUCAAGCGGUGCAAUGCUGCCUAAAGGGUUUCGAGAAUAAUGAACUGAGCAAAGACUUGGCUACCACACAGUUUGAAAUGUUGGCCGAGGAAUCGAAUCGUCAGAGAAGAUCCUUUACCGUUAAAGUAUUUCGCAUACAGCCGGAUGGUGUUAAUCUAGUUAAUUUAUGUACCAAAGAUCUAAAUGUCAUGAAGAAAUUAUACAAACUAUCCAUGCCCUUCGAACAGUAUCUUACCCUAGAAAAGGAUGAUUUCAACUUGCAUGCCGGCUCGGGCCACCAUGGCCAGAAUGGUCAUCACAAGCCUCAAGCAGAAAAUGGCAACAAAACUCCCUCAAUUGCCUCCUCUACGGAUGGUGCCUCUAUGCAUUCAAGCAAAAAGGGUCACAUACUUAAUUCGACAACGCUGCAAAGCGAAGAACAGCGGCUGCAACAAAAGCAACAGCAACUGCAGCAGCAACAACAACAACAGCCACCACAAAGACAAUAUCAUCGUAAUAACAAUAUAAAUAAUAGUCAAAGUUAUGCCACUUCGGUGUCCACCUCAGAAUGGGACAAACAAAGUUCGAAUAGUUCAUUGACUACCGACAAUAGAGAUUCGCGUUCUAGUUCAAGUGAAUUCAAGCAGCAGCAACAGCAGCAACAACAGAGUCAGCGCAGACAAAACUAUUAUAAAAACUAUCCCUCAAAUAGGCAGAUGCAACAGCAUCAGCCAUACAUACCAAGUUCGAACAAUUCGGUGUCAAGUGAUAAGCGCAGUACGACCAGUAGUUACAAUAAUCAAAGGCCUUCCUCUGGUAGCAAUUCAAACACGCCACCCAGAUUCCAAAAACAACAACAACAGCAAACUAAACAAAACUAUCAGCAACAACAACAACAGAAUUCUCCACGUCAUCAUAGACAGCAGCAGCAACAACAACAGCAGCAGCGCCCACAAAAUGCUCCACAAGGUUUUUCACAACAACCCAAACAAAAAGAAAACCAGUUAAACAACACCAACAACAGCAUCAAGUCUUCCUCAGGCAAUAGUGAAGCUUCCAAAAAGUCACAAGAACAAAACAAUAAAAAUAAUGUCGAUAAUAAUACAUCAACCUCCAGCAAUUCACAACAGCAACUGCAGCAGCAGCAACAACAACAGCCCAAAGAAAAACCAGCCACCUACACAUUUGUACCCCUCAAUAAAGCCUUCCCCGUUAAAGCUAUUGAGACACCCUGUCGCGAGGAAGUCAUUAUAUCCUGGUGGAUUUCACCACAUCAAUUCUAUACUCAGUUAAAAUCACGUUCCGGUGAAUUUGAGCGUUUCAUGAAAGACAUACAACAAUUCUAUCACAAGUUGCCGCUGCAACAGCUGCAACUGAAGGUGGGUUCGUUUGUAAUGGCCCGUCAACGCAAAGACAACAUUAUCUAUCGUGCCCGCAUCAUGGCCUGCAAUCAAAUGUUGCGCAAAUAUAAAGUUCACUUCGUAGACUUUGGUAACCAGUACACAGUGACCUCGGAAGAUAUCUGGCAGGUUGAAAAACGUUUUGCCGACUUCCCCAUUAUGGCCUAUUUGUGUGGUUUCGAUGGCAUUGUCUCCAACUACGAUCAUCUCUACAUCAUUGAUCGCAUGGACAAGUAUUUGCCGCAAGGCGUCACACUACAAUGCGAGUACAUUGAAAAGAACAAUCAUGACUUGUACUAUGUGAAUGUGAAAGUGAAUAAGGUUUCUUUGAAGCAAACUCUAAGCACAGAAGGUCUUAUAACCGAAAUUUGUCCUGAACUUCGUUUGGAUUUACUGGCAGGCCAACAAAUACGUGCCAAAAUAUCUUCCAUCAAUAAUAUGCUGAAUUUCAAAAUUCAAUUACCUUUUUAUGGCUGUGAAAAUAUCACACACAUCGAAAUGUUGUGUUCAUACGAUGAUGUACGCUUUGUUAAGUCCAAUCAGGAUAUUGCUCGCAAGUUUAAGCAAUUCUACGAUGGUAAAUCGUGUGUGCUUAAUAUUAAGGAUGUUAAUGAUAAUAAAGUUCUCCUCUUGCGUCCUCUAAUGCCGUUGCUUAAAGAAGACAUACCCUGGUAUAUCUGUACACCUCCCAUCCUAUUGGAAAGUUUCAAUGUGCGCAUUGUAUAUGUUCCAACACCAUAUCGUUUGUAUGGACAAAUUGUAGCCACUGAAAUGGAAAUGGCUCAACUGUUGGAUGACAUGUUCAACUACUAUGAAAACGAAGGAACUCUGCUUGACACAUUCGAUUUAGAGCAAAUGUGUGCCGCUAAAGGCAGUGAUGGCAAUUGGUAUCGUGCACGCAUACAAAACAAUCAAAAUUCCGAGGUUGCAUUAGAAGUUAACUUUAUUGAUUACGGCAACACGGAACCGGUAGAAAAGCAGCUUUUAAAGAAAUUAGAAGAAAAAUUCUAUUUGAAUAAGAGCGCUUAUGCCGUGGAGAUAAAUCUGCCUUUGAAAACAUUGGCGGCAGAUGUGCAACAGAAACAAAAGGGCAAGAAAUCAACAGGCAGCAAUUCAACGGCAACGGCUUCAAAUGAAACCGAUGUUGCUGUCAUUAAAUCGUUGAGCAGCCUGACUUUGGAUCAGGAAAUCACUGUUAAAUCCUUGGAAGUGAAGAACAAUCAUUUAAUAGCCGAUCUCUUAAUGCCGAACGGUAAAAAUAUGAUUGAUUUGCUGAAGGAACAAAAGCUCAUCAAAUCUCGAGAUUUGGAGUUUAUGCGCAAGUUGUUGGAGAAAGAAAAGCCCAAUGUUUUGGAAUACAUUGAAUGUGUUGAUUUGACCUUGGAAGAUGAGGACGAGACAGGUGAUGAGAAAACUAAAACAGGUAAUAGAAGUAAACCAACUACGCCCAAGAAAAAGAAAACCAACAACAAAGAAGUCGAAGUGGAGAAAAAGGCGAGCGCUGUCGCCAAACAAGAAGAAAAGAAAGUGGUUGAGGUGGCAGAAAAACAAGAAAAACCUAAAGCUGUCGAAGUUAAAGCACCAGAAGUUGUGGUGGAAAAACCCAAAGAAAUGGCUAAAGUUGUUGAAGCGUCUAAACCAGCAGUGCCAGCUAAAACACAAGAAGUUGUUGUGGAGCCUGUGCCUGUGCCAGAGCCAGAACCGGAACCUAUUAGCAAUCCCUAUGCUGAUAUGGAGCAUGCUAUUUUAGCUCACUGUGAUAAUCCGGCACAAUUCUUUAUUCAUCCCAUGGACAAGGUUAAAGAACUACAACGUCUGCAGGAGAAUCUACAAAUUGUGGCCAGUUCUCUGCCACCUUUAAUGCGCGUCAUCAAUGGUGCUUACUGUAUAUCCAUGUACUCGGUGGAUAAACAAUGGUAUCGUGCCAAAAUCUUAGAUGCUGAAUUGAUGGUUUUGCAAUUUAUAGAUUUCGGUAACACCGAUUGUAUCAACGAGACCACAGACUUGAAGGAAAUGAUUGUUUUCCCCGACAUUGAACCGUUGUGCAUUCCCUGUGCCCUACCCAUCCGACCGAAUGGUACUAUUGAUUGGCAAGAUGCCGCCAAUGCUACUUUCAAUGAUUCCUACACCAAGGUUUUGGACUAUGAGUUCAUCACACAAGGAGAACAAUUCAAAAAGAGUUAUGUUAAUCUGUACAUAGAGGGUGUCAAUGUUAUGGAGAAAUUAAUAAAGGAUGGCUAUGCCAAACCUUUGGAAAUAGUAGAUUCAGGAGAGAAUUGUUAUAUAUCACAUGUCAAUGGUAUAGCCGACUUCUAUAUACAAUACGAAAAGGAUUCCAAAGGCUUGGAACUGAUUGAAAUCUAUUUAGCGGACUAUGAAAAGCUUAAGAAGCUAGAGAAAUUCGAAAAGUUCAAAAUUGUGGCCGCCCUAUUUCCCGACGACGAAAUGUGGUACAGAGCCAAGUUGUUGAAACAAGUGGGCGAGAGUUUCGAGGUCUUGUUUAUCGAUUAUGGCAACACCAGCAUUAGUCCAGAGUGUCGUGAGAUUUCCCAAGAAAUAGCAGAACUGCCACCUCUGUCAAAGAAGUGUGCUUUAGAAGUGCCUGCUAGCUGCACCUGCUGGUCUGAUGCAGCCGAACAGAAAUUCAUGGAAAUUGCUGAUACUGGUGAAACUAUAUUCAGUGUAGAAUUGCGAGAACCCUCUCAACAUCAUGCUGUAGUCCAUCUACUAAUUGAUGGCCACAACAUUAAUGAUGACCUGGAGGAGUUGUGCGAAAAGAAAUCAUUGCCCGAAGCCGAACUGUGUGCCGAAAUGAAUACAAGUUUCAACAACUCGACUCUGCACACCUCAGUCUACGAGUCCGGCACUCUAUACGAAGCGAUUAUAUCACACGCCAAUUCUCCUUGUGAUUUUUAUAUACAGUUCACCAAGGACUCUAUACGUCUAGAAGAUAUGACACAAUCUCUAAAUAGUCUGGCUAUGGGUAAAUUGGAAAAUCCCUCCAAGUUGCAGUUGUGUGCUGCUCUCUAUCCAGAAGAUUCAAAACUAUAUAGAGCUAAAAUAUUGGAGAUUUUGGACAAUAACGAAUACAGGGUACUCUUUGUAGACUAUGGCAACGAAGCCGUUACCAGGGAGCUUAAAACGUUGCCCCAUGACCUGGUCGAACUUAAAGAAUUCUCUAAGAAAUGUCAAUUGGAAAAUGCCAUCAAGUUUUCACAAUUUGGUUCGAUUGCCACAGAAUCUUUUAAUAAUUUAAUAGAUCAAUGUGAAGGUCUAGUCAAAAUCGAUAUUAUUGAAGAAGGUACUUCCCAGCAACCGGCCAUAGUUAAAGCAUUUGCCAUGAACUCAGAGGAUAAUCUGUGCGAAAGUCUGAACAAACUAUUGGGACUGGAUCAUAAAACCCAAACGGUAACAAUACCCACUCAAAGUGCCAGUAGCAUUUUAGCCGAAGAGGAUUUAGAAAAGGCAGCUAAAACUUGUGUCAUUUCCCAUGCCAUUUCGCCCAGCCACUUCUACAUACAACUGAAAUCCAAUUCGGUCAAAAUGGAAACUGUCAAAAAAGCCUUACUCAACUUACCCAGUAUCAAAGAGAAUCUGCAAAAACUGUCACAUGCUGAAGUGGGCAGUGUAUGUUCUGCUUAUUCAGCCGAAGAUGACUGUUACUAUAGAGGACGCAUUGAAGGCGUUUUGGCCGCAGAUAAAGGCUACGAAAUAUUUUUAUUAGAUUUUGGCAACACCAUAACAACUCAAGAAAUACGUGAGCUACCCGAGGAUCUAAGAUCGAUUCCUUCCAUUGCCCUCAAGUGCCAACUGAACUCUAUACCCUCGGGGGUGAGUGACUCAGUACUCGAAGAGCGUUUCUCUGCUUUGCUGGAAACACAUUUUGGUGAGAUUUACGAGAUCGAACAGGAUGUUUUGGAUGAGGUGACACGUGUUCACACCGUCAAGCUGCAAGUCAAUUACAAGGACUUGGCCGAGGAACUCGAAAAAGCCGUGGAAUCUAAUACUGCUGUAGAAGAAGUAUUCUCUCCUUUACCUACUCUUUAUGAUUGUAGUAUCAUACAUGUAAAUUCUCCCACCUCUUUCUAUGUACAAUUAACCAAAGACGUUUCUCAACUAGAACACAUCACCGAUGUUUUACUAGAUGCAGAAACAGAAUUUCCUCUAUUUACUGACUUACAAGUGGGCGCCAUAUGUGCCGCCCAAUUUCCCGAAGAUAUGGCCUACUAUCGUGCCGAAAUUGUAGCCCUGCUAGAGGACAACAAAUGCGAAGUUCACUACAUCGAUUUUGGCAACAAUUCCAUAACCGAUAAAUUCUACAAACUACCCGAUGAUCUACUCCAAAUGGAAAGAUAUAGUAAACAAUGUUCCUUGGACUCUACAUGUCCACAAACUAACGAAGUGAUGCAACAAUUCUCACAAUUUGUUGAUACACGUUUCUCAGAGACAUUCCAAUUAGAAUUUCUAAAAACAUCCGACACUUUGAACAUUGUCAGAGUCUUCUAUCAAGAAAAGAACAUAAUACAGGAAAUUUUACAAAUCAUUAAAAAUGGUGGAGUGGAUAAUUCUGUAGUAAUCAAUGGUGCUAUUGACAGUGAAGAUGAUGUUGUUGUUGUUGAACAAACUAGCAGUGGCAUUGGCAGUAUAAAUGUAGAAGAACCUCAAACAAAUGGAGAGCAGUAAAAAAUCCCCACUGCACACAACGUAACAAUUUUUAAAUAAUGAAUUGAAAACCUGUAAAAAAUACAAGAAUAAGAUCUUCUAAAGACAUUUCUAAAAAAUAUGAAGACGACAAAAAUAAAUCCCUUUAACUCCAGAAGUUAAUCAAAAAAAAAAAAAGAUGUUGCUGUUAAACAAACAACAAAUCUAUAUGUAUGUAAAUGUUUAAAACAAAUGUACUUUAAUUUAUUGAAAGAAUUUCUUUAAAUUCUUUAAAAAUGAAUUAAAAUUGUGAUGAUGAUGAAGCCCGUAUGCUUCACAAUAAUGAAGAAUACCAUUUUCGUAAAUGAUGAUUGAUAUGAUGACUUAAACUGAAUGAAUUUAUAACUAAACGGCUUUAGUUUAUACAAAUAAAUUAAAUUAAAAAAUGAACAAUGCAACUGCUGUUCAACGAUACACAUGAAAAUAACAUUUAAAAAUGAAUGCAAUAUAAAACAGUUAAAAAAAUGUUCACUGUUUCAACGAAUAUAAAGCAAGAAAGAAAUGUGGACAACAAUAAUACUGCGAAUGUCUUUUAAAUGUAGAUAAAUCAAAUCAAAAGUGUAAAUUAUCUUUUGGUAAAACAAAAAUCUCACAAUUAUUAACGACAUUGUAGGAACAUAAAUUUGUUACACUUCUGCAAAAGAUUGAUGACACAAACACCAAACGAGAUUAAUAUAAACAAAAUAUAAAAAACGUGUGCCAACAUUAAAUGAUGUUAAGAAGAUGGAUGGAUGGAUGCUAAUAAUAAUGGACUCAAACGAAUUGAAGCAUCUUAAAGCCCCUUAAAGGUAUGCUUCACUAAUAGACAGAGAAAACUCACACACACACACACAGUUUCUCUCUCACACUCAUAUACGGAAGUAAAGGCAUAUAUUGUAAAAUUAUACUGCCUACAUAUAGGCUAAGAAAUAUAAAAAGAAAUAUUUCAAAAAUGGAAAAAUUGAAAAGAAAAUUUAAAUUAAAAUGAAAAUAUUAUAUAGAAUGUGAUAAAAUAAAAUUGAAAGAUUACUAAAAAACUUUUUUAAGUGUUUUUUGGAAAAAACAUAAUUUUUUAAAAACGAUAUUUAAAAAGCCUGUUUAAAGCUUUUCUAAAAAAACUAGUUUUAAGAUUAUUUUUUUUUUAAGUAACUAAAAGAAAAACCAGCAGCUAAUUUGGAAAAAUAUGAUUUUUAUGGUAGUAAAACUACUGCUUUAUUAAACAAAAAGAAAAGCAAAAAAAACGAAGAAAAUAAGAUUGAAUAUUAAAAUAUGGUAAAAUUUAAAAUAAAAAAAAUAAACAUUUUUGAAAAAUUUCUUAAAGAAAUGAAGUAUUAAUUUAAUGAAUUUCGAAAUUACUUGUUUUUAACAAGAUUUAUUUAAUUUUUUUUAUAUAUAAACGAACGAUUAAUAAUUUUGUUUUAAAAACUGAAAACGAAAUUUAAAAUUAAAAAUAAAAAACAAAGAAGUGCUCAUUUAUUUUUUUAAUAAAAAGAAACAAAAAACAAAAAGAAAAUAAAAGUUGUAAACUUAGAUUUAACUGUAAUACACUUACAAAACAUACUAAAUACAUAAUUAUUGCUCAUGGAGAGAGGGAGUGAAAUAAAUUAAAAAAUAUAUUGCAAUAUUUCAAAGGUUGAAUUGUUUAAUUAUAAACAUUUUUAUUAUAAUGAUUUGUUUUAUUUUUUUUUAUAUAAAUAUUUAACAAACUCAAGUUUUUUUUUUGUUAUAUUGAAUUAUGUUUUUUUUUUUUAAUUUUAAUAUAGAAAUUUUUAUUUUUUUUAACUUUAACAUAUUUAAAUGUGAAUUAUUUAUUUAAUUUCUUGUACUUUUAGUUAGUUGAAUUUUUUAAUGAACACUUUUUUAUAUCAAUAUUGUAAAAAAAACAAAAAACACCAGAAACAAAAUAAAAAAAAAAUAUACUAACUUAAACUAAAGGAAAAAAAACCAACAAAUCUACAUAAACAUAUAAAUAAUAAAUGUGUAACUAAUGUCUUCUCUAUAUUAUCCUUUAUUUUUUUGCAUUAAAUAUCAAAAAAAUUGUCAAAAAAAAAAAUAAAAAAAAAAUAUCAUACAAAUAAAUUGUAAAAAAAACCCAGAAAAAAAGCAAUAAAAAAUAAAAAAAAAACAACUUUAAAAGCAAUAAAAAAA
Molecule: messenger RNA, 12228 nt
Organism: Calliphora vicina (urban bluebottle blowfly)
Lineage: Eukaryota; Metazoa; Arthropoda; Insecta; Diptera; Calliphoridae
Gene: tud
Product: tudor
Exons: 10
Coding region: 1549-10083 (2844 amino acids)
Biological process (GO): piRNA processing; P granule organization; spermatogenesis
Cellular component (GO): P granule
Source: RefSeq, a predicted model, not a curated record